UUCUCUAUUGGAACACGGAGGAUCGCAGUGAGGAGAGGAUACAUUGUAUCAGGGGGAGCUAAUAGCGUAACGGAGUGAAGGAUACAUUGUAUCGGAGGGAGAUAAUAGUGUAACCGAGUGAAGGAAACAUUGUAUCGGAGGGAGAUAAUAGUGUAACGGAGAGGAGGGCACAUUGUAUCGGAGGGUGACACUGUGUAACCCCGGGCCAGCGCAGAGCCGCUACCGCCAGCAGAGCUUCUGUGAUGUGGCCCAAUCUCCCACUGCACUAGAAUGUCCUUUCGUAUUCAGUCUCGGUAAGUUAUGCCUGAAGUUUCCCAAGAUCAAGGCCCUACAGACUUCAGACUCAGUAUGAACGAGGAGCAGUUUGUUAAUAUUGACCUCAAUGAUGACGACAUCUGUGGUGUCUGUAAACUCGAGACUGCGAAGGAGCUGCUUUCUUUUUGCCACGUCUGCUUUGAGCUCAGCAUUGAAGGGGUGGCCAGGGAGAAUCUCCUCCACACUGAAUCAGUGCGUGGUCACAGAGAGUGCUUCGAGAAGUAUCACCUAAUCGCCAACCAGGACCUCCCACAGCCGAGAGUUUUGAAGAGCACCUACAAGGAUGUGAAGGAGAUCCUGAGCAGGAAGAUAAACCGCAUUAUUCAGUACGCACAAAACCAGCACUCGCACUCUGACCUGCGGGAGUGCGGGCAGGGCCAGGUCAAGGGUCAUGACCCCCAGCCGAGCGCACUCAGGACACACUUCCCCCAGGUGAACGGCCUGCAGUUACCCCGGUACUCCCCACGCUGGCUGGACGGGAGCUCGCCGGGAUAUUCCAAGUGCAGGCAGGGGAUUCUGGAGCAGGAUGGGCCGGCAGACUUCCGGCUGGGGAUGCUGGGGGUGGCUGUUGACAGGUUUCCAGGUGUGGACGUUGGCUGGUCGCCUGAGGAGCGGGGGCGAGGGGCAGAAUCUCAGCUCUCAAUGGGAAGCUGUGGCAGAGUGGAGUCCAGAUGUCAUCGCCACUACACCCAAGAGGAGUUGAGUGCUAUGUCGGUGGAUGAUCUGGUGCCAUUGAACGAACAACUCCUCAAACAAAUCAAAGUGGUCUUUGAGGAUCUUGCACAGGAAUUAGAGAAGAAGGACUCUCUCUCCUCCGAGCUCCAUGUACGCUACAUCGCCAUUGAGCAGCUGUUCAAGAACAGGGAGAAGCUGCCCUGGCUGCGAGUGGGACAAGGAGGAAUCAAGCCCAAUGUUCCCCUUGAUCAUUGACUCACAGCUAACAGAUCAGAAAUCAGCUUUACAUGAAAUGGGGCUCCCAGCAGUGUCAAGUUGGACUCUACCACGGGGAGGUGUUUUGUAUGUUUUACAUUUAUAUUUGCAAAAGGUGAAAAAAAAAAUAAUUUAUUUUA
Chiloscyllium plagiosum (whitespotted bambooshark) is the source of this 1385-nucleotide messenger RNA. It is a transcript of the gene cunh21orf91, whose product is annotated as chromosome unknown C21orf91 homolog. The record is from RefSeq and is a predicted model, not a curated record. Lineage: Eukaryota; Metazoa; Chordata; Chondrichthyes; Orectolobiformes; Hemiscylliidae.